AUGUCGAACCAGACCCCCGAUUCUUGGGAGGAUGAUCUCUCCCGGCAAACCGAGGGUGUCAACCUGAACGCACAAGGUCGCCCUCAAGCGCCUUCCUUCACGCCUGGUGCGGCAAGCUUCCAGCCAGGCGCUGCCACUUUCACCCCCGGCGCCUCGUCCUUCGUUCCCGGACAGCAGUAUCAGCAAUACGGCGGUGGCUACCAGUACAAUCAGUACGGCCAGCAAGCAUACGGAUACCCCCAGCAGUCCCAUGGCCAAUAUGGCGCAUACAACCAGCAGCCCGGUGGUUACAACCAGAACCAGUACUAUAACCAGCAACCUGGUGGCUUCCAGCAGCAGCAGCAACCCCGUCAGCCUGCGCCCGCCGCUGCCCAACAGCCUGCCCAGCCCGCCCCCAAGCCUGCCCCGAUCGCCUCCGCCGCCCCUCCCAAGGCCAAGGUCCUGUCCAUCGGUGCUACCUCCUCCAGCGCCGCUCCGAAGACCAAGGUGCUUUCGAUCGGAACUCCUACCCCCGCGCCGGCCGCUGCCCCCGCCGCCGCAACCACUUCGACCACUACAACCAAGGGUGAUACUAAGGGUACUGAGGCUGCCGAGGCUGGUGCCAAGGUGACCGCAGCCAAGGCCAUUGAGAAGACCGAGAAGAAGGCCGACGCUAGCGGCAAGACCUCUCCCGCUCCCUCCUCUGGUCGCUCCAGCCCUGGCCGUGGCGAGGCCGCCAAGGCUGCCCGUGCCGCUGAUGCUGUGGCCAAGGCCCAGCUAGCCGAUGUCGAUGAGGCAACUCUCAAGGAAAUCUAUGGUGAGAGGCGCGAACAUAUCAACGUUGUCUUCAUUGGUCACGUUGAUGCCGGAAAGUCCACCCUGGGUGGUUCUCUGCUCUACUGCACUGGCAUGGUCGAUGACCGAACUCUGGACAAGUACAAGAAGGAAGCUAAGGAGGCAGGUCGUGAGACCUGGUACCUCUCAUGGGCUCUGGAUUUGACAAACGAGGAGCGUGCCAAGGGUAAGACCGUCGAAGUUGGUCGUGCUUUCUUCAAGGUCACAGUCCCCCACCCGGAUGGCCCCAUCGAACGUCAGUUCUCCAUUCUUGAUGCCCCCGGUCACAAGUCCUACGUUCCCCACAUGAUUGGAGGUGCGUCCCAGGCCGACUUGGGUUGUCUUGUUAUUUCCGCCCGUAAGGGUGAGUACGAGACUGGUUUCGAAAAGGGUGGUCAGACCCGUGAGCACGCUCUGCUUGCCCGCAACACUGGUGUUCAGAAGCUGGUCAUUGUCGUCAACAAGAUGGACGACCCCACCGUCGAAUGGAGCAAGGCUCGCUUCGACGAGUGUACUGUCAAGGUCAUUAAGUUCUUGGAGGCUCUUGGCUACAAGAAGAGCGAUAUCUUCUGCAUGCCCAUCUCCGCUCAGACGACUUUGAACAUCAAGGACAGACUUCCCGCCGGUGUCGCCCCCUGGUACGACGGCCCGUCUCUGCUGGAAUACCUUACCGAAUUUAAGCUUCCCGAGCGUAAGAUCAACGCUCCUUUCAUGAUGCCUAUUAGCGCCAAGUACCGUGACAUGGGUACCAUGGCUGAGGGUCGUGUCGAGUCUGGCGUCAUCAAGAAGAACGGCUCUUAUCUGAUGAUGCCUAACCGUACCGAGGUUCAGGUCUCUGCUCUCUACGGUGAGACUGAAGACGAAAUUUCCACCGCUUCAUGUGGUGACCAGGUCCGUAUGCGUCUGCGUGGUGUGGAAGAGGAGGACUUCUUCCCCGGUUUCGUGCUCUGCUCUCCUAAGCGCCCCGUCCACUGUGUCUCUGCCUUCGAGGCCAAGAUUCGUAUUCUUGAUCUGAAGAACAUUCUCACCGCCGGUUUCAACUGUGUCCUUCACGUUCACUCUGCUAUUGAGGAGGUCACUUUCGCUGCUCUCCUUCACAAGCUCGAGCCAGGCACUGGCCGCAAGAGCAAGCGCCCUCCACCAUUCGCCAACAAGGGCCAGACUAUCAUUGCCCGUCUUGAGGUGACCGGCACUGCUGGUGCCGUCUGUGUUGAGCGAUUCGAGGACUACCAACAGCUGGGACGAUUCACUCUCCGUGAUCAGGGACAAACGAUUGCGAUUGGUAUGAUCACCAAGCUCAUCCUGUCGGAGAACGAGGAGUAA
Penicillium subrubescens is the source of this 2136-nucleotide messenger RNA. Its product is annotated as translation termination factor GTPase eRF3. Gene Ontology annotation, molecular function: GTPase activity; GTP binding; translation release factor activity. NCBI's taxonomy places the organism in Eukaryota, Fungi, Ascomycota, Eurotiomycetes, Eurotiales, Aspergillaceae. The transcript has 2 exons. Bases 1 to 2136 code for a protein of 711 amino acids. The record is from RefSeq and is a predicted model, not a curated record. Gene Ontology annotation, cellular component: translation release factor complex. Gene Ontology annotation, biological process: translational termination; nuclear-transcribed mRNA catabolic process, deadenylation-dependent decay; translation.